GGAUAGUAUUAUUAGGAAGAGACUCAACUUAAGUGCCUUGGAAAUACAUAGGCCUUGGAGAUACAUAGGCUAUUGCUCAACGUAUCCUGCUUUCCGUGGCUAAUGUGUACAUAGGCUACAUGCUUCUUCCUUUAACUGUCUGCUUCCCGCGUCCGCAGUAAAAAUCAGAUCUUCAAUCUCGCGGUUAAAGGGUUUUCUUCCACCGUACUAACCUCAAGAAAAUCAAGUUCAAAAAAGAAACAUAAAAAUUGAAGCCCUCCAAAACUUCCACUUCUACGAAACCCUCCGUCGCGCCUCUCUCCCUCCGACCAGUCUCUGCCUUUCGAUCCAACCGGAAAAAUGCAUGCCCCAGUUCUCGUUCUCAAGGAUUCCUUGAAACGGGAGUCCGGGAGUAAGGUGCACUAUGGUAACAUCCAAGCAUCAAAGGCUGUUGCGGACGUAAUUCGUACUACUUUGGGUCCACGGUCCAUGUUGAAGAUGCUAUUGGAUGCUGCUGGAGGAAUUGUAGUGACAAAUGAUGGGAAUGCUAUCCUUCGUGAGUUGGAUCUUGCGCACCCAGCAGCUAAGUCAAUGAUCGAAUUAAGUCGCACUCAAGAUGAGGAGGUUGGAGAUGGAACAACUUCUGUUAUAGUUCUCGCUGGUGAGAUGCUGCAUGUUGCUGAAGCCUUCAUCGACAAGAAUUAUCAUCCAACAGUUCUUUGUAGAGCUUACAACAAAGCUCUAGAGGAUGCCAUCGCUGUCCUGGAUAAAAUAGCAAUGAAUGUUGAUGUCAAGGACCGUGCAACAAUGUUAGGCUUGGUGAAGAGCUGUAUUGGCACAAAGUUCACCAGUCAAUUUGGUGACCUUAUUGCGGAUUUAGCCAUCGAUGCUACAACUACAGUGGGAGUUGAUCUUGGGCAAGGAAUUCGUGAAGUGGAUAUAAAGAAGUAUGUCAAGGUUGAGAAGGUUCCUGGUGGGCAAUUGGAAGAUUCAAAUGUUCUUAAAGGAGUUAUGUUCAACAAGGAUGUAGUGGCCCCAGGUAAAAUGAGAAGGAAGAUUGUAAAUCCGCGUAUCAUUCUGCUUGAUUGUCCCCUGGAGUACAAGAAAGGAGAGAAUCAGACCAACGCAGAGUUGUUGAGGGAAGAAGAUUGGAGUGUCUUGUUAAAAAUGGAAGAGGAAUACAUUGAGAACCUCUGCAUGCAGAUUUUGAAGUUCAAACCAGAUUUAGUAAUCACAGAAAAAGGUCUCAGUGAUCUUGCAUGCCAUUAUCUGAGCAAGGCUGGUGUUUCUGCAAUCAGAAGAUUGAGAAAGACGGACAAUAAUAGGAUUGCAAGGGCUUGUGGGGCUACCAUUGUCAACCGACCUGAUGAAUUGCAGGAAUCGGAUGUUGGGACUGGAGCUGGCCUAUUUGAGGUGAAGAAAAUUGGGGAUGAAUACUUCUCGUUCAUUGUUGACUGCGUAGAUCCUAAAGCUUGUACUGUACUCCUAAGGGGUGCCAGCAAAGACCUGCUGAAUGAAGUGGAACGAAACUUGCAGGAUGCCCUAUCUGUCGCUAGAAAUAUUGUCAAGAAUCCUAAACUCGUUCCUGGUGGUGGUGCUACAGAGUUGACUGUAUCCGCAGUUUUGAAACAGAAAAGCUCAUCUAUUGAAGGCAUUGAAAAGUGGCCUUAUGAAGCUGCUGCGAUUGCUUUUGAGGCCAUACCUCGAACUUUGGCUCAGAAUUGCGGAGUCAAUGUAAUUCGGACAAUGACUGCACUGCAAGGGAAGGUAAGAACAUCAUUGUUACAGAUUUUAUGACUUUUGGUUAAAGGUUUGUGAAUGUAUCUUUUGUAGUCACAUCUAUCUGGUGCUUAUUGUGUAUGUGUUGUAGCAUGCAAAUGGCGAGAAUGCAUGGGUUGGCAUUGAUGGAAAUACUGGUGAAAUUACUGACAUGAAAGAGAGAAAGAUUUGGGAUUCCUACACUGUUAAGGCCCAGGCAUUUAAAACAGCUAUAGAGGCUGCUUGCAUGCUUCUGAGGAUUGAUGAUAUUGUAAGUGGCAUAAAGAAGAAGCAGGCUCCUGGAGCUGGGGCACCAUCGAAGCCUAAAGUAGAUGAUGGUGGUGAUGCAGACAACGAAGCACUUAUCCCCGAAUGAGAAAUGAACUUACGUUGACUAUUAAGCGCUAUGUAACAUCUUAGAUUUGUUUUUAUUUGUAUGGUGGUAAAAGGGAUCCCAGUAGUUGAUUUUGUAGUGUAGCAUUGUGUAAACUUGAAUGGUUUUUCUUUGUUUCUUCAAUGUUUGCUUUGGCUGCAAACAGUUGUGUGGUCAAAGUGUAGUUAGUUUUAGCUAUCUUUGCCCAUGAAAUUGUAGUGAGUUUUUGACCCAAAUCUUAGCCUUUUUUGGGGCUUCUUAAAUUUGAGCUGGCCGAGUACUGCAGAUGGCAUCUGAGUAAAUUUCCAGACCAAGUUUUUAUUAGUGUUUGGUUUGUUUGAUUCCAUUUAUUCAUAACUCAGAAGCUGGCCAAGUUCAAAAGAUAAAUCUUGCUGUGUAAACUUUAAACCUGAUCAUAAUCAUAAUGAUGUGAACGUCCUAUGUCAGUUAGCUUGAUAAAA
Messenger RNA from Oldenlandia corymbosa var. corymbosa, 2571 nucleotides. The record is from the annotation of a GenBank genome assembly. Lineage: Eukaryota; Viridiplantae; Streptophyta; Magnoliopsida; Gentianales; Rubiaceae.